AUGACGGACCAGUUGGCGGAUCAGCUGCGCGAUUCCAGCAUCAGCGAUAGCCCUGCAGACUGGAAGCAAAAGCUAAACAUCCCUACCAAAGACGGAAGACAACAAACCGAGGAUGUCACAAAAACGAAAGGACUCGAGUGGGAGAACUUUUCACUUAAGCGCGACCUGUUGAUGGGCAUUUUCGAAGCCGGCUACGAGAAACCCUCCCCGAUCCAAGAAGAAGCCGUCCCUGUAGCCUUGACCGGCAGAGAUAUCCUUGCGAGAGCCAAGAACGGAACCGGCAAGACAGCUGCCUUUGUUGUACCUGCAUUAGAACGCAUCAACCCAAAAGUCGCCAAGAUCCAAUGUCUCAUACUUGUACCUACUCGAGAGCUUGCAAUGCAGACAUCUCAGGUCUGCAAGACUCUGGGCAAGCACCUGGGAAUCAACGUCAUGGUCACAACUGGUGGUACUGGAUUGAGGGACGAUAUUAUCCGUCUGCAGGAUCCUGUCCACAUAGUCGUGGGCACUCCCGGACGCAUUUUGGAUCUGGCUGGAAAGAAUGUCGCUGACCUUAGCGAGUGCCCCAUGUUCAUCAUGGACGAAGCCGACAAGCUCCUCUCCCAAGAAUUCACACCCGUCAUCGAGCAGCUGCUGCGAUUCCACCCUAAGGACCGCCAGGUCAUGCUCUUCUCCGCUACUUUCCCCCUGUCCGUCAAGGACUUCUCCGACAAGAACAUGGUCAACCCCUACGAGAUCAACCUCAUGGACGAACUCACCCUCCGCGGUAUUACGCAAUACUACGCUUUCGUCGAGGAGAAGCAAAAGGUUCACUGCUUGAACACUCUCUUCUCUAAGCUCCAAAUCAACCAGUCCAUCAUCUUCUGCAACUCCACGAACCGUGUCGAGCUACUCGCCAAGAAGAUCACCGAGCUCGGCUACUCGUGUUUCUACAGUCAUGCCAAGAUGGCUCAGCAUGCCCGAAACCGAGUUUUCCACGACUUCAGGAACGGCGUGUGCAGAAACCUUGUCUGUUCUGAUCUUCUGACUCGUGGUAUUGAUAUUCAGGCUGUCAAUGUCGUCAUUAACUUUGAUUUCCCUAAGAAUGCCGAAACCUAUCUACACCGUAUCGGUCGGUCUGGACGAUAUGGUCACUUGGGUCUUGCCAUCAACCUGAUCAACUGGGAUGAUCGUUUCAAUCUCUACAACAUUGAGCGCGAUCUUGGUACCGAGAUUCAACCCAUUCCUGCCACCAUCGAUAAGGCCCUCUACGUUUACGAGAACCCCGAGAACAUUCCUCGCCCCCCUCGCCAAGGCGGCCGGGGCGAUGGUCAACCUCGUCAGCCUCGUGGUAACUAUCGUGGAGGUAACCAAGGAGGCCGCGGACGAGGUGGGUUUCAAGGUCGUGGUGGAUACAACAACUACCGGGGUGGUGGUGGUGGUGGUGGUAAUGGCCGACCUCAACAACCUCAGCAACCUCAGCAAUCUCAGCAACCUCUAUAA
Messenger RNA from Truncatella angustata, 1482 nucleotides. Its product is annotated as P-loop containing nucleoside triphosphate hydrolase protein. The record is from RefSeq and is a predicted model, not a curated record. Bases 1 to 1482 code for a protein of 493 amino acids. The transcript is spliced from 2 exons. Gene Ontology annotation, biological process: P-body assembly; cytoplasmic stress granule assembly. Gene Ontology annotation, molecular function: mRNA binding; RNA helicase activity; ATP binding. Gene Ontology annotation, cellular component: cytoplasmic stress granule; P-body. NCBI's taxonomy places the organism in Eukaryota, Fungi, Ascomycota, Sordariomycetes, Amphisphaeriales, Sporocadaceae.